AUGAUCAGAAAGCACUUUUUGCAGAUGUUUAUACAAAAGGACAAGUAUUUGGUUGUAGACCUUCCUCAAGGACAAACAAAGUUUCAUUAUAUUUGGCUUAGAGACCAUUGUAGAUGUAAACAGUGCUAUGAUCACUUGACAAUUCAAAGACUGGUGAAUUCUCCAGAGAUCCCGUUGGAAAUCUCUCCACACCACGUCUCGGCUUCGGAGGAUGGACUGAGUGUGAAUGUGGUAUGGCCUGACGAACAUCAAAGCAAGUAUGACCUGAAAUUUCUUGCAAACAACUCAUAUUGGCCACCGUUGAACCCGGAGUCUGGUGCUAAAAUCCAUUCUGGUAACGGUAAGUUGGACAAAGUUCCGUGGAAUGUCGAAUUUCUGAAAGAGAAUUUGCCCCAGGUUGAGUACUCCAAAGUGAUGGACACCAGCACAGACGAUGGGAUUGCAGAAUGGUGUCUGAAAAUCUGGAAAUAUGGGUUUUGUUUUGUUAACAACACCCCUGUUGACCCAGAAUCGACUAAGAAGUUGAUAGAAAGAAUUGCAUUUAUUAGACCUACCCACUAUGGUGGAUUCUGGGAUUUUACGUCUGAUUUGUCAACUCAUGACAAUGCCUACAGUGAUGUCGCUAUCCCAUUGCACAUCGACAACACUUACUUCACUGACCCCGCUGGCUUGCAACUGUUUCAUCUUUUGAAGCACACUGGAGAAGGUGGAAUCACCACCCUCUGCGAUUCGCUUCAUGCUGCCAAUAUCUUGAAGCAGCAGAACCCUGAGUAUUAUGAAAUUCUAUCAAAAAUUCCAGUUCCAGCUCAUUCCGCCGGAGAGGAAAAUGUGUUCAUUCAACCAUCUCAUGCUAAACCCAUUAUCAAUCAUGAUAACGAGGGAAAUGUCAUCCAGGUCCGCUGGAACACGAGCGAUCGUUCAGUCAUGAACGGGUUGUCCUUUAAAAACCCUGAAACUGAAGUCCCCCUGUUCUACGCUGCAAUCAAGAAAUGGAACGAUAUCAUUGAAUCCAAGGACAACGAGUUCUUUCACCAAUUGAAACCGGGACAAUGUCUCAUCUUUGAUAACUGGAGGGUUUUUCAUUCCAGAAGGACCUCUUUCACUGGGGAACGUAGAAUGUGUGGUGCUUACAUCAACCACGACGAUUAUGUUAGCAGGGUAAAGCUACUCAACUUGUCUAGGGACGAUCUCCUUGAAACACUAUAG
Messenger RNA from Komagataella phaffii GS115, 1206 nucleotides. RefSeq lists its product as uncharacterized. The record is from RefSeq and is a predicted model, not a curated record. NCBI's taxonomy places the organism in Eukaryota, Fungi, Ascomycota, Pichiomycetes, Pichiales, Pichiaceae. The transcript is spliced from 3 exons. Gene Ontology annotation, cellular component: mitochondrion. Gene Ontology annotation, biological process: carnitine biosynthetic process. Gene Ontology annotation, molecular function: iron ion binding; trimethyllysine dioxygenase activity. Bases 1 to 1206 code for a protein of 401 amino acids.